Molecule: messenger RNA, 273 nt
Organism: Merops nubicus (carmine bee-eater)
Lineage: Eukaryota; Metazoa; Chordata; Aves; Coraciiformes; Meropidae
Gene: CCL5
Product: chemokine (C-C motif) ligand 5
Exons: 3
Coding region: 1-273 (90 amino acids)
Biological process (GO): G protein-coupled receptor signaling pathway; lymphocyte chemotaxis; positive regulation of ERK1 and ERK2 cascade
Cellular component (GO): extracellular region
Molecular function (GO): chemokine activity; CCR chemokine receptor binding
Source: RefSeq, a predicted model, not a curated record
AUGAACCUCUCCACAGCCUGUCUCUCCAUCAUCCUCGUUGCUGCCCUCUUCUCUCAGGCCACUCCUGCUCCAAUUGGGGCUGACACAACUGUGUGCUGCUUCAGCUACACCUCACGAAAGCUGCCCCAGAGUCAUGUGAAGGAUUAUUUCUACACCAGCAGCAAGUGCUCACAGCCAGCAGUUGUGUUCAUCACCAGGAAGGACCGGGAGGUCUGUGCCAACCCUGACACCCGCUGGGUGAAGGAAUAUGUGAACACCCUGGAGCUGCAGUGA